This is a messenger RNA of Capsicum annuum, 1299 nucleotides long. RefSeq lists its product as uncharacterized. Lineage: Eukaryota; Viridiplantae; Streptophyta; Magnoliopsida; Solanales; Solanaceae. The transcript has a single exon. The coding region runs from base 1 to 1299 and encodes 432 amino acids. The record is from RefSeq and is a predicted model, not a curated record.
AUGGUGAGACAAAUAAAAGGUGACUUCUCACAACUAAGUCAAAUAUUGACAUCUUACUCCGCCUCUAUCAAGCAACUUGAAACUCAAUUGGGCCAAAUCUUGGCACAACUUAAUACAAGACCAAAGGGUGGAUUACCUAGUGACACGGUUGUCAAUCCUAAAAAUGAUGCUCACAUCAUGGCUAUUGUCACUAGGAGUGGUCGGACUCUUGGUAAAGAUGUUGAUCUUGGUGAAGACCCCAAUAAAAAAGCAAAUGAAGAACAAGCCAGUGCAAAGAGAAAACGGCUAGAAGAAUCAAUUGAUAAUGACCCAAAGCCUAAUGAGUCAAGUGUUGAACGGCCAAUGGUAGUUGAAGAAAAUGUUGAAAGUGAGAAAACUCCGAAGGUGAUUGAUGAUGAUAUUCCAAAAGUGGAUAAAACUCCAAUUGUUCCAUUGCCACAAAUCAAAAUUCCUCCCCUAUUCCCACAAAGACUCAAGAAGAAGGAUGAUGAUACCAAGUUCAAGAAGUUUCUUGCAAAGUUUAGGAGUUUAUCGAUGAAUAUUCCUUUGCUAAAAGCCUUACAAGAAAUGCCCGGGUAUGCUAAAUUUAUGAAGGACUUGGCUACAAAGAAACGAGUCAUGGAUUUUGAAACAAUUGAGGUAACCCACAAUUGUAGUGCUAUAAUGUUUAGCACAAUGGUGGUGAAGAAAGAAGACCUGGGCGCAUUCACUAUUCCUUGCACUAUCGGGGUCUACAAAUUCGGAAAAACAUUGUGUGAUCUUGGGGCAAGUAUUAAUUUGAUGCCACUUGCCAUGUUUCGAAAGUUAGCCUUAGGUGCUCCUAAGCCUACCACUAUGAGGCUUUUAAUGUCCGAUCGUUCAAUCAAAAAGAUCGUUAGUGUGUUGUAUGAUGUUUUGGUGAAAGUUGAUUGGUUUAUCUUUUCGGCCGACUUCGUGAUUCUCGAUUGUGAGGUUAAUCAUGAGGUCCCAAUCAUUUUUGGUAGACCAUUCUUGGCUACCGGAAGGGCCUUGGUGGAUGUGGAAUGUGGGGAGAUGAAAUUUCUGGUGAACAAUGAGGAAGUAUCCUUCAAUGUGUGUAAGUCCAUGAAGCAACCUAUGGACUUGCAAGUUAUUUCGGUGAUUGAUGUGGUUGAUGAUGAGGUAGCUAACACCAUCAAAUUGGAUCUUGUGAAUGACCCCUUAGUGGGUGUAUUGUGGAACUUUGGAAGUGAGAUGGUUGAAGAAUAUGAUGAGGUGGUAGCUUCAUUGGCGGGUUUUGGAUCUUCACCAAGAACCCGGUCAAAUUGGAGCUUGAUUUGA